This is a messenger RNA of Stylonychia lemnae, 2136 nucleotides long. Lineage: Eukaryota; Ciliophora; Spirotrichea; Sporadotrichida; Oxytrichidae. The record is from the annotation of a GenBank genome assembly.
AUGAGCAAAGUCAAUAAAUCUAACGAGACAUAUAAACUAGCUUAGAAAGAACAUAUUAUUCUCUCUAAGGAAGCAAUGGUUAAGAACUUUAAUAUUCAUUAAGGAAAGAAUCUCUAUUGGACAGAUGAUACCAACGUAGAACUGCCCAUUAUUAUACAUGAAGGAGAUAAUUUCCCUCUAAAAACUAUUCCAGAAGUUUUUAAAGAAGUUGUCAAGAAAACUCCUCAUGCUGUGUCUAUGAAAGUCAAGAGAAAGAAAAAUCACAAGGAUAGCAAAGAGAGUUACAUAGAAUGGACUUGGAAAUAGUAUCAUAAAGAAGUGACAAGUUUUGCUGCUGCAUUAAUUAAGUUAGGGACAAAAGAGAGAGCAGUGGUGAAUAUAAUUGGAUUUAAUGCACCUGAAUGGGCCAUAGCUUUCUUUGGAACCAUCUUCGCAAAUUGCAUUGUCUCAGGUGUAUAUACUACAAAUACCUAAGAGGCAUGCUUUUACUAAGCUGAUCAUAGUGAGGCAGAAAUUCUAGUCGUUGAAAAUGAAGAGCAUUUGAAAAAGUAUAUUACAAUAAUAGAUAAAUUGCCAAACGUCAGAGGAAUCAUCGUUUACGAUGAUGACGCAAGUAAGUUAAGAGAAAAGUAUUCUGAUAAGAAAAAUAUUAUACUUGGAUGGGCUGAGUUCCUAGGCCUUUCAGAAGAUUAUAAUGAAAAGAAAAAGCUUAAAAAAGCUGUUUUAACUCGAGUAGAGAAGCAAAGACCAGGAAACUGUUGCAACAUAGUUUAUACAAGUGGAACUACUGGACCCCCAAAGGGUGUUAUGCUCAGCCAUGAUAAUAUGCUCUAUAAUAUGAGUUUGACAUUAAGAUAGCUUCAGACAGAAAUUGGUUGGAGUGAUGAUGGUUCAGAAAGAGUAGUAAGCUACCUACCUCUUUCUCAUUCAGCAGCCUAAUGUACUGAUUUAUUACUUCCCAUGAUAGGCCAUUCAGCAUUAAUCUUUGCUAAACCUGAUGCCCUUUAAGGAAGCUUGGUAGAAACUUUGAAAGAUGUGCGGCCUACAUUAUUUUUUGCAGUCCCUAGAGUUUGGGAAAAAUUUGAGGAAAAGUUAAAGGAAAUUGGAGACAAGAGUGGCUCUUUUGCCUAAUCAUUAUCUGGAUGGGCUAAGGAUAAAGCAUACAGACAUUACAAAUCACUACAAACACAUCUAAGAGAGGGGGAAACCAAACCAGAAGAUCCUAGCAUUCAAUACUUUAUUGCUAAGCAUGUAAUAUUGAAUAGAAUUAAAUCUGCAAUGGGAUUGGAUUAAGCCAGAAUAUACGCUUUUGCUGCGGCCCCAAUGAACAAGAGGACUCAGGAAUAUUUCGGAUCACUAGACAUGCCACCUUUAUCAAUCUUUGGAAUGACAGAAUCAUCAGGAGCUGUGACAACAUGGAGCUGGUCAAGGCUUAAAAUGUUUACUUGCGGGGAGCCCAUUAAAGGGAUCAAGUUCAAAAUUGAUAAGCCUGAUGAAAAGGGUAUAGGUGAAAUAUGUAUGAAAGGGAGGUGCAUGUUUUUAGGGUAUUAUAAAAAUGCUUAGGCAACUUAGGAUAUGUAUGAUGAUUAAGGGUAUAUACAUUCAGGAGAUCUUGGAUCACUUCAUGAUGGAUUCCUUGAGAUUACAGGUAGAAUCAAAGAACUGAUUAUAACUGCUGGUGGUGAGAAUAUUGCACCAAUACAAAUUGAACAUGUUUUCCAAGAGUAAUGUCCAAUGUGUGCUAAUAUUAUGGUAGUAGGGGAUGAUAGAAAGUUCCUCUCUGCUAUUAUUACUCUAAAAUGUGUUGUUGAUAUUAAAAACAACAAACCAUCACAUAUUCUUUCGGAGGAGUGCAAAAUUCAUAUUAGAAACCUAGUAAAAAAUGGGGAAAAUUUAAAAACUAUUGAAGAUGCUAUCAAUAAUCCAGAUAUUAAGAAAUAUAUUCAGGAUUGUAUUGAUGUCACUAACUCAAAGGCUAUUUCAAGAGCCCAGCACAUAAGAAAAUGGAUUAUAGUUCCUGAUGACUUUUCUAUCUGUGGUGGUGAACUUACACCUAGUCUAAAAAUGAAGCGUAAAGUUAUUGAGGCGAAGUAUUAGAAUGAUAUUGAUUAGCUUUAUAAUGAAGGCAAAUUAUGA